Molecule: messenger RNA, 3771 nt
Organism: Symbiodinium natans
Lineage: Eukaryota; Dinophyceae; Suessiales; Symbiodiniaceae
Source: the annotation of a GenBank genome assembly
AUGGCUGACAGCCCGCCCCCUUGCCCCACAGGUGAAACCGGCCCGGCACCCACUACGCCGCCCUGGCUGCUGGGUGCGCAGGCGCCCUCCCCGCCAGAUCGGCCCUCUGCCGAUGCCUGCCCCGUGUGCUUGUGUGACAUGUCCCCUGAGGCAGGCGGACCGGAGUCGCUUUUCGAUUGGCCCCGCUGUCACCACCAACUGCACUUGGGUUGCCUGGCGCACCUCGUCACCAACGUCAGCGGGCUUCACUGCCCUGCGUGCCGCGCGGCUUGGGACCCGCAAGCCAUCCCGGCCUUCCUUGCUGAGUGUCAGCGACAAGGUGUCACGCCGCCGCCCCCGGCUCCUGAGCACGACACCACAUCUGCGGAGCACCGCGCUGCCACAGCGCCUCCACCGCCCCAGCAUGUCCUCCCUUUGUGUUGUCCCCGCCUGAUGCUUGCUCGCCCGGAUCGGGCUUCACAUGAUUCGGCGUGGGAGGAGCUGCCUGAUCGCAAUAUGGAGUGGGCUCCCACCCUCAACCGUGCCACUGGGUCUUGGACGGCGGAAUGGCUAUGUAUGAGGUGCAAUUCUUCUUUUGACGAAAGCCAUCCUCUGUGCCAAGGGAUCUCGCACCCACCAGUGUGCCCCAUCCACGGUCAGCGCACGCUAGCUGUUGACCUCCGCGAGGGCAGUCGUGGUUGGGCAUGCUGCCGAGGUCGCCCCCUGCAAGUGUUGCCGUGUGAGACCGCCCGCAUCCCUUUGCCGCCACCAGCAGUUCCAGAUCAAACCGUUAAUCUUGCGGCACCACCGCAAGCACUAGAGGUGUGGUUCCACCAGGGACCGCCCCCCUUAGACACUUCUCUGCCCCCCACGCACAGUUGGUUCUUCGUUCCUUUGCUUCAUGCUGCGGCGCGCCGCCUUGAACCUGGUGCUGAGCGGUCGUGGGCCACGAGCGAACGUUUUGGUCGGGUUUGGCACCAAGCCCUUCACCGGCUGCAGCACGCAGGCCCUGUCCAGCCAGACUCCCUUGUCCGUGCGUUGGAUGCCCUGCAGCAGUGUGCCACUGCCGACGGGCGGGCCCCACCCCCUGCCGAGGCGAACCUCUCACAGUCCCUGGCGCAGGAAGCCGCUCGCCUACCAUCCUCAACAGUUGUGCAUUUCGUGUGGGCGUGGCAGCGCCUCACCCUGCCAGGAGGGUACAUCCCGGCGUCAGCGCAGGAGGCUCUCCUGCAAUGUUUCCUGGGGGCCGAAGCCGCUUCCUCCCUACUGCGUGGCAUUGAGGCGCCGUUCGCCCCAGCCCCCGUCGCUGCUGGACCCGACCAGCCACGUGACAGCAGCUCUGACUCCUCCAGCUCCUCUAGUUCGUCCAGCUCUUCCAGGGACGCCCAAGAGGUAGCGCCUGCCCCGCCCAGCUCCCUACCGCAACCGCCUGCCCCGACCCCUGCCCACCCCACUGCCUUUUCUGAUGCCCUGCAUGGUGCCCGGCUCCAGGCCGCCCUGGCCAGUCUCGACCCUUUCCCGGCUGAGGCGGUUCUGGAGCUCCCAUGCCACAUCAUCCGCACCCCGCCCCCGUUUUGCAAGGGACAGCUUCGGCAGGCGCUUCACUGCUCGCUCCGGCUCAUUCGAGAGGUCACCGGUCCCGCCCCCACACCUGACACGCUGGCCUCAGACACCGUGCAGCGCGCGUGGAAGCUGUGGCUGUUCCUCCCGAGGAUGCUCUUAUUUCGGCCCGGCCAGUGCCCCAAAAUCCCGAAGGCGCAGUUGCUUGAUCGCUUCACUUCCUUCUUUCGGGGGGAGUGGGCCCCACUUCUGCGCGACGCCCAGCGCCUGGCUUCGGUAUCCGCGUCCCGGGACCCGCAUGCAGACCCCACGCCACAACAACGUGCUGACCGCGCGGUGCAGCUCGCACAUCUCGGGGAGCUCUCCGCUGCGCGACAGGCGCUUACGGCCGAGCCCUUGGCGCCCGCCACCGACGCCACCCUCCAGCACCUUAUCGACCCCGCCCGGCGGCCACCUGAACCUUACCAGCCCUUGCCGCCGGAUCUACUGCAGUUCCAGCCGGAGUCCCCUGCAGUGCUGGAUCGUUCGGCCCUGUUGGCCAACCUUCGGCGUGCGCGCAAGGCAGCUGCACCAGGCCCCAGUGGUUACACUGCUGAAAUGUUGCGUGUUCUCCUUGAUGACGCUGAGUGCUCGGCCUGUUUUGCUGAUGUUUGCUCGUUGCUCGCUAGCGCGCAUCUCCCCGAGCCCGUUGCAGCGGCUGUCGCGCUCGGCCGCUUGGUUGCCAUCCGCAAGCCCUCUGGGGGCACCCGCGGACUCGUCAUCGGCGACCUCUUGCGGCGGCUGGUUGCUCGCACGCUUGCCCAACAGUUCUCCGAGCCGAUUGCUCUCGCGUGCAGCCCCCACCAAUAUGCGCUAUCCACCCGGGCAGGAGCUGAGGCGCUCAUCCACUCUCUCCAGGCCCGCAGUGAGGCCGAUCCUCAACUCACUGUGGUGUCAGUCGAUGUGAGUGCUGCAUAUGAUACGGUCAGUCGCCAGUCCAUGCUUGAGGCGCUCAGAGACACCCCGAGUCUGUCCCCUCUCUUCCCCUUCGCUCGGCUCUGGUACGCGCGCGAGUCUGCCUAUGUUUGGACAGCUGGCCCCCAGUCCCACCGAAUUGCCCAGGCCGAAGGUGGGGAACAAGGCGACCCUCUGAUGCCAGCCAUGUUCUCCCUAGGCUUCGGCCCCGCGCUCAGAGACCUGCAGGCUGAUCUCCGACCCGGGGAGCACGCCCUCGCGUACCUUGACGAUGCAUACAUCCUCGCAUCGCCGGCCAGAGCGAUCGAGCUGUACCACCGCCAAGAGCACUAUGCCUUCGCCAGGGCACACCUUCGCCUGAACCCCUCCAAAACCCGGCUGUGGAAUGCUGCAGGGGUUGCCCCUGCCGGUGUGCUUGAGCUCGCCCCGGGCGGCGAAGUCUGGGUAGGCAACCCUGCGCUCCCCGCAGCCCAGCGCGGUAUUGUCGCCCUUGGCGCCCCCAUCGGUACUCCCGAGUUUGUUGCGGCUCACCUUUGUGCACUCCUGGCGCGCCACGCGGGCUUCCUCAACGCCUUGCCAGGCCUCCAAGACACACAGGUCGCAUGGCUCCUGCUCUCUCACUGCGCCGCUCCCCGAGCACAGUAUGUUUUGCGCACACUUCCCCCGCCGCUCACACGCGCCUUCGCCGCAAGACAUGACGCCAUGGUGAGCUCUUGCUUGGACACCAUCCUGUCGGCGGACGCUGCAGUCGGGCUGCCUGACCUGGCCGUCGCCCGCGCGCAGCUACCUUUGCGGCAUGGCGGGCUUGGACUGCGCAGCGCUGCACGUCACGCACCCGCCGCCUACUGGGCAUCUUGGGCUGAUGCGAUCCGUCCCGUCCUUCACCGGGACCGCGAUUUCGCUACCACUCUUGUUGCGGCUCUGCAAUCUGGUGAGUCAGUGCCUGCUUCCCUGGAGUCGCUCCGCGACGCUCGUGCCUCCCUCGCCGCAGUUGGUUACGAGCCACCGGCCUGGCCCCAGCUCCUGGAUGCUGACCCUCCCGCCUCCGCAGAGGACGAACCUCAGCUCGACCUUACUCGUGGAUGGCAGCGCCUGGCGGCCCGGGCCGUAGAUGACUUCUGCCACCGCGCACUCCUGCGUGAGCUCGACCCGUCCUCCAUCGCCUUGCUGGAGUCACAGGCCGGCCCAUUUGCUGCCAGGGUACUCACAGCGCGCCCCACAUCCCCGGAGUUGACGCUCGACUCCCCCUCUUCCGGGUGUUUGUUCUCCGUCGCCUGA